CUCAUCAUAUAGGUCACUCAACAAACCACAAAUAAUUCAAAUAAUUAAAUUUCCUGAUUCGAUCAAUCGAGAUGACGAAAGAUGUGGAGGUCGGCGGACAUGACUAUGGCGUGAAGGACUACCAAGAUCCUCCACCGGCGCCGCUAAUCGACAUGGACGAGCUGGGCAAAUGGUCAUUAUACAGAGCCGCCAUCGCCGAAUUCAUCGCAACCCUCCUCUUCCUCUACGUCACCGUCCUCACCGUCAUCGGCUACAAGUACCAGAGCGCCGCCGACCAGUGCGGCGGCGUCGGCAUCCUCGGCAUCGCCUGGGCCUUCGGCGGCAUGAUCUUCGUCCUCGUCUACUGCACCGCUGGCAUUUCAGGGGGCCACAUCAACCCGGCCGUCACUUUCGGGCUGCUCCUGGCCCGGAAGGUGUCCUUGGUUCGGGCCGUGCUCUACAUUGUGGCGCAGUGCUUGGGAGCCAUCUGCGGCUGCGGCCUCGUCAAGGCCUUCCAGAAGACAUACUACCUCCAGUACGGCGGCGGCGCCAACGAGCUCAGCGACGGAUACAGCGCCGGCACAGGAGUGGCAGCAGAGAUCAUUGGCACAUUCGUUCUUGUCUACACCGUCUUCUCCGCCACUGACCCCAAGAGAAAUGCCAGAGACUCCCACGUCCCUGUUUUGGCGCCACUUCCAAUUGGAUUUGCGGUGUUCAUGGUUCACUUAGCCACAAUCCCGAUCACCGGCACCGGCAUCAACCCAGCCCGGAGCUUUGGCGCCGCCGUCAUUUACGGAAAAGAUAAGGCAUGGGAUGACCAGUGGAUAUUCUGGGUGGGACCAAUUGUUGGAGCAGUGAUUGCAGCGAUCUACCACCAGUUUGUGUUGAGGGCAGGAGCAGUCAAAGCUCUGGGAUCAUUCCGGAGCUCUUCCUAUAAUUAAGGACUCUGUUUUUUUACUUGGCACUUAUUUUUAUAAAUGUGCCAAAAUAUGCUCUUAAUUUUUACUUUUGUUUAUCGUUCCGGCUUAAGCACUAAAUAAAUAUAGUGCUUUUUGUAUCAAACUAGUAGUAAUAAAGUUUAUAUUUCUCUGGUUUGUA
Messenger RNA from Salvia hispanica, 1077 nucleotides. RefSeq names its product aquaporin PIP2-4-like. Gene Ontology annotation, biological process: transmembrane transport. Gene Ontology annotation, molecular function: channel activity. The record is from RefSeq and is a predicted model, not a curated record. NCBI's taxonomy places the organism in Eukaryota, Viridiplantae, Streptophyta, Magnoliopsida, Lamiales, Lamiaceae. Gene Ontology annotation, cellular component: membrane.